GAAACUCAUCUCAAUCAAGUCUCCACACCCUCCAACCCACCCAGGACCUCCUCGCCAACACCGCCCUUGGCAAUAACCAUCUUAACAGCCUCCGCAACAACGCCUCUACGCACUCCACCCCUAGGAGAAAAGAUGAGUUCAUGCCUCAAGUUUGGUCUGCCACGUGAGUUGCGGUUUGCGAAUCCAGUUGUCGAAGUUGGUCAUCAGUGUCCUCAAACCUUAAUAUCAUCAAAGCAAGGUGCUAUCGAAGACUUUGAAGGCAUUCGAGAGACACAAGUGCCAGUCCUCGAGUAUUUUCGAUUGCAUCGUGCCGCCGAGAGUUGUUGUUGCUACGCUCCUCUGUACCUGCCGGCUAAACUCUCGAUCGUCGUUGUGGAUUCUGUCGCUAUUGCGGCUGCGGCAGACGCCUCAGAUUUGCUUGAUUUGUUUAUUUACACUACUAACAAGAAGUAUGUUGACUACUUUCGACACCUUAAUCCUCUCGUAUCCAUUCUACUGUUAACUGAAUCAUCGCCGUAUAUCUCAACCUUUGCUAAACGUGCCGUCACAUCAGCUUGUCUCU
Messenger RNA from Scutellospora calospora, 562 nucleotides. NCBI's taxonomy places the organism in Eukaryota, Fungi, Glomeromycota, Glomeromycetes, Diversisporales, Gigasporaceae. The record is from the annotation of a GenBank genome assembly.